Messenger RNA from Trichophyton rubrum CBS 118892, 327 nucleotides. RefSeq lists its product as uncharacterized. NCBI's taxonomy places the organism in Eukaryota, Fungi, Ascomycota, Eurotiomycetes, Onygenales, Arthrodermataceae. The record is from RefSeq and is a predicted model, not a curated record. The transcript is spliced from 3 exons. The coding region runs from base 1 to 327 and encodes 108 amino acids.
AUGUCCGCCAGCACUGCAACAUCUCAGACGCCUUUGGAAGACGCGAUUCGGGAAAAGGUCACAAGAGAACUAUCGCCGGUUUCCCUGACGAUCCGAAAUGACUCUAAACACCACGCUCAUCAUGCGCCCAUGCAAGGAAAUACAUCUACAGAAACCCAUUUCCAUGUAACGAUAAUUUCGUCCGCAUUUGCAUCGAAGACCCAGCCGGCCCGACAUAGAAUGGUAUAUAACCUGCUCAAAGAAGAGAUGGCUCAAGAGGGCGGUAUACAUGCGCUACAACUUAAGACGAAAACCCCGGAAGAGGAAGAGAAGGCUGCGAAGCAGUAG